AUGGCUGGCCCGGCGUUACAGAUGAACCCUCAGAUGGAGCAGAUCCAUGGCGAAAUUCGCGAUACAAUCCGUGCCCUUGCAAAUGGCUUUCAAAAGGUGGACAAAAUCAAAGACUCGAACAGACAAAGCAAACAGCUUGAGGAACUUACAGGGAAGAUGAGGGAGUGUAAAAGACUGAUUAAAGAAUUUGAUCUUGAAAUUAAAGAAGAGGAAAGUAGGAAUUCUCCUGGGGUGACCAAGCAGCUUAAUGAUGAGAAACAAUCCAUGAUAAAAGAGUUGAACUCGUAUGUAGCUUUGAGAAAGACGUACAUGAGCACUCUUGGGGGUAAGAGGGUCGAACUUUUUGACAUGGGAAAUGGUUAUGAACCACAAGCUGACGAGAAUGUUCGACUGGCAUCAGAAAUGUCGAACCAGGAGCUUGUUGAUGCUGGAAUGAAGACAAUGGACGAAACUGACCAAGCCAUUGAACGCUCCAAACAGGUUGUUCACCAAACUAUUGAAGUGGGAACACAAACUGCAGCUACUUUGAAAGGCCAAACUGAACAAAUGGCUCGCUUGGUAGAUGAGUUGGACAAGAUCCAGUUCUCUAUCAAAAGGGCAUCAAAACUCGUAAAGGAGAUUGGUAGACAGGUGGCCACAGACAAAUGCAUCAUGCUUUUACUCUUUUUGAUUGUGUGCGGAGUUAUUGCCAUAAUUAUCGUCAAGAUUGUGAAUCCCAACAAUCGAGACAUAAGGGAUAUUCCUGGACUAGCUCCACCUGCUCCAACUCGGAGGUUGUUGUUUGUAAAAGAAGCACCAUGGAACAAUAAUUUUUGA
Molecule: messenger RNA, 816 nt
Organism: Striga hermonthica
Lineage: Eukaryota; Viridiplantae; Streptophyta; Magnoliopsida; Lamiales; Orobanchaceae
Source: the annotation of a GenBank genome assembly